Diversispora eburnea is the source of this 144-nucleotide messenger RNA. The record is from the annotation of a GenBank genome assembly. NCBI's taxonomy places the organism in Eukaryota, Fungi, Glomeromycota, Glomeromycetes, Diversisporales, Diversisporaceae.
AUGCACGCACUUUUUGUUGCAGAUAUGCAUUUAAAUGACUUACGAUAUGACAAAGGCAAACUUGCUAAUGAAGAUGUAGCUAAAGGAAUAGUUGCCAUUAUGAGUUUGCUUGGACCAUCAUUAAAAAGUGCAGCAUAUCUAUAA